Messenger RNA from Lolium rigidum, 369 nucleotides. RefSeq lists its product as uncharacterized. The record is from RefSeq and is a predicted model, not a curated record. The transcript has a single exon. NCBI's taxonomy places the organism in Eukaryota, Viridiplantae, Streptophyta, Magnoliopsida, Poales, Poaceae. Bases 1 to 369 code for a protein of 122 amino acids.
AUGAUCAGUUACGCAAGUCACAAGUCACAGCACGAGUUGCGUGUAAGUUACAGAGCAUUCAGAAGCAGAAGCAGAAGCGAAACACAUGGAUCCUUGGGCCCUUCCGUGAGCGCGAGCAUGGCCAAGUCCAACGGCGGCACGGCGGCCGUCGGAGGCCUGCAUCAGCAGCAGAAGCCGGAGCGCGGGGCGUUCAGCUGCAGCUUCCGGAUUCCGCUGCAUUACCCGCGGUACAAGAAGGCGGACUACGAGGCCAUGCCCGAGUGGAGCGUUGACUGCUCUCUUCUGGAGUACGGCCUCCCCAUCGCCAGCGACGUCCACGACAAGAGGCACUUCACCAUGGGCGCCUUCCUCUGGCCCGGCCAGUACUGA